GCGCACCCCCCCUCCCAGCGUGGGCGGCCCCGUGGAGUGAAACAUUAAACCGGAGUCGAGGAGGAGGCGAGGAGGGGGAGGAAGCUGAGUGGAGAGAGGUUGGAGUGCGGAGCCGCACAAACUGAGACACGGCUUGGAGAAUGUCCGCAAGUCCGCAGUGAAGAGACACGGAUCCGUGCCGUGCUGAGCCGAGCGGGGAGUACAUCCCGGAGCGCGAGCCGACACGGACAGCCGAAGGAGAACGGAGCAAAGCGAGCAGCCAAGCGCCGCGCAGGGAGGGGGCAAACUUUCCAAGCGCUUACUCACUCUCAACACACGCGAAGAAAGGAAGGGAUUAAGAAGAGAGACUUUCCCCAAAGAUCCUGUCGACAUGAAGACCCCGGGAGAAACAGGGUUUGCAUUCCCAGAUUGGGCCUACAAACCAGAGUCAAGCCCAGGCUCAAGGCAAAUCCAGCUGUGGCAUUUCAUUUUGGAGUUGCUGCGAAAGGAGGAGUACCAUGAUGUCAUUGCAUGGCAGGGCGAUUAUGGAGAGUUCGUCAUCAAAGAUCCUGACGAGGUGGCCCGUCUUUGGGGUGCAAGGAAGUGCAAGCCGCAGAUGAACUAUGACAAGCUCAGUCGAGCGCUCAGGUAUUACUACAACAAGCGGAUCCUUCACAAGACCAAAGGAAAACGAUUCACCUAUAAAUUCAACUUCAACAAGCUAGUUCUUGUCAACUACCCCUUCAUUGACAUGGGAAAUGGAGGCAAUGGAGUGCCUCAAAGUGCUCCACCUGUGCCCUCUGGAGGACCUCACUUCAGAUUUCCGCCCUCCACUCCUUCUGAUGUGCUGUCUCCAAACGAUGAUUUGCGGAGUCCUAAUGUCUUUUCUACUGUGGCACGGCGCAUGGCACGAGGAUCAGUGAGUGACUGCAGUGAUGGCACCUCCGUCAACUCUGAAAUUGAUGAGGGGCUUGGUGGAGGUGGCGGGGGUGUUAGUGGUGCGGCCCCUGAUGAUCGAGGAAGAGAAAUGUCUGCUCCCAGUGGAUUUCGGGCUAUCCCUCCUCUUCACCCACGACUGGCACCUGAAUCCUUGUUCAGAGUUUACCCAGGUCAUAGUCGGCCACAUCGAGUACAUCCGGAUCCUCUCAGUCCGUUCCCUGUUUCACCAUUACCUGGCCCUGGUGGGUCACUCCUUGCGCCUCAGCUUUCUCCAGCUUUGCCAAUGACCCCGAGCCAUGUGAACUACACUCCAUCACCAACACUGAGUCCAAUGUAUAAUAGCCAUUUCUCUUUUAAUCCUGAGGACAUGAAGCGCUAUCUGCAGGCGCAUACUCAGAGUGUCUACAACUACCACCUCAGCCCACGGGCUUUCCUGCACUACCCCAACAUCAUUGUGCCUCAGCCUCAGCGACCUGACAAGGCCAUUGGAGCCCAAGGACAGCACCAGCUGCAUAGUCUACACAGCCAGCCUCAAGGUGGUCAGUUACCUGCUCCAGCUGAAGAUCACCUCUCUCCGUUUAAGUUUAAGCUUCAGCCGCCACCCCUGGGUAAAAGAAAUCGUGAUCGUAAUGGAAACAAUUUACCAAGUGGCACCGUGGAUGGUACAGCAAGCGAUGCUAGCUCUGUGGGUGGUAUAGUGUCCAGCUCAUCAGCAGGGUCAUUGAGUGGUGGCAGUGGCAGUGUUCCCCAGAUAAAAGUAGAACCUAUUUCAGACAUUGAAUCUGAGGAAGACGUAGAAGUAACAGACAUAAGUGAGGAUGAACUCUCACGAAAUGGAGAGGAGGAUGAUUUUGGUGAUGAGGAUUUGGAUGAAGAUGUCUUUAAGACUCCUAAUCUUCCUCUUCAGUGUGGGAUGCAAAUAACACAACAGGAUGGGAGAAUCCAAAACUCUCAGUUGCAAAACACCCAAUCUUCUAGCCAAGCUGGAGGAUGUAGUGUGAAGGUUAACAGUGGAAUGUCUACAAUGUCAGGCAAACCUGGACUGCCAAAAUUGCCUAAGGUAGAGCCUGUGGAAAUGGAGCUUCAGACAACCCCAGCGCUUUCCUUUGGAAGCAUCCCUCAGAGUCCUGGAACACCAGCCGCUGCUGGCAAUGCCAGUAAAUGUAUUCCCCUUAAACUGCGCUUCAAAAGACGAUGGAGUGAAGAUCAGAAAAUGGAGGCCUGUGCUGAGGAACUGGAUGACAAGAAGGUGAGGGCAGAAAAAGACAGCCCCCACCAAGAACUGGAUGAGGCAAUUCUGGCUGAUGACAAGUAUAACCGAACCCCCGAACCUAAUCAGGAGGAAGAACUGGGCCCAGCCCGCAGAGUCACCACAGACUUGCAUAGAGCUACUGCCCAACUAAGCCUAGAAAACAGGGAUUCCUGAUUUGCCUGGUGGCCUGCAAAUUGCCCUUUUUGUAAAGGGUACACAUGCAUCAACGUGAACUGAUUGCGCUGGGCUGGUGAAUGGCAUAUUCUAGAGCAGUGCCAGUUGUAGAAUAGAGCAAGCCCUGGUUUAACUUGUAUCCUGAAAUUUUUGAUGGUUCUUUCAAAACAUGCGUUUACCACAGUGUGUGCAGACCCUCUCUGGCCCAAUCUAGCCUGGCCUGGUUACAUUCAUGCUCUACAUCUGAUUCCUCUGCUGGAGUGCUGUUUUUUUUCCCCCUUUCUUUCUUCGUGUGUGUGUGUGUGUUCCAAGCUUGCUUGUACUAAGCUCUGCUUUUGCUUUGCACACACUCGGCGACUCUGGUCCAAAGCUUCUCUAAUAUGUACGGCAUUCAUUCUCCAAUGGAUGAUCCUGUUUUGACUCCUGUCUCUCUCUAGGCCUGGCUGGGUCCACCUCAGUUCUGCACCUGCACUUAACUUGUCAAUCUGGUUUUCAGUACAGGGUACAGUCAGAUGUGAACAUAUAGAUGGAGGCACCCAGGUAAUGUGUUUGAAAGGCAGUAAUUAACAUUUUUCUGAAUGUUCCAUCUUUCUGAGCCAGUCCAGGGCUUAUUUUUUUUUAAGAAGGCAUCUCCCUAGACAUGGUUGGAGGGAGCAAUUUUUAAAUUAUCGUCUACUUGCAGAAAACCCCCUGCCUAAUGCUGCGAUACAUCCACCUAGUAUCAUCCAUUUAUGUUGUGGAUGAGUGGACACACAGUGUCCAGUGGAACUUAGAUGGUAAAGGGACUCAGAUCAUGGGGCGUCUCCCCAAACCUGCUCAGGACUUUUGUACUUAUGAUGCCUAUGUUUUAUAAUCAUGAAAGUCGAUCUUCUAGAGUUUUCCCCCCUCCCCGCAACCCUAUAAUCUUGGCAAAGCAGCAUGACGUUUAUUAAUUCUAUUGUACCCUGACCCUUAUCUCACACUGCUUGCCCCAAAAGCACUGGAGGGGUUUGUUUCACCCUUCUAGUUGGUGCCUUAAACUAACCAGACCAGCCUUCGGGAUGCGGUAGGCCCUGUGGUCCCAGAACCCGGAUUUAUGACCAGCAUUUUCAGAGGUGCCUGCACUUGGAAUGCAGUCUCUGGCUCACUCUCCAAAAAAAAAGUCCUAUUAAAACACUAAUUGUGCACAUUUUAGGCAUCUUGUGUGUGUUGCUAGGCAUUUGGUCAGCAACAGCCUCCAUGGCAGACAGUGGACUCUUGCUUACAGACUACACCCAAGGGGGUCCUAAGGCUGAACAUUGCUGUGCCUUGACUGGCUCUAGGCCAGGGGUGGUUAAAUCCCAAUCCUGCACAGCCAUAUUGGCUGCUGAUUUUUAUUCUAACCAAAACCACAAUGAGAGGAGGUUGUCUUUAAUUGAACUCCUUAAAGCAGACUCUGGACUCUCCAAACAUUUUUAAUACUAUAAAUGUGUAUUGCACUCUGAAUUGUUCAAAAGGUUUUUUUUUUUUUUAAAAAAAGGUGCAAAUGACAAUCUAUUUGCUGUCCAAAAUAGGAGACAUUAACAGGGUUACCAGAUGCUACCGUGCAGAUUUCUCCCACCUUCUUUUCCACAUGCCCCUUUGGGAUGACACACACUAUCUAUACACGUCCAAAAUCUUCAGGUAACUGUCCAGAUUUAAAAAAAAAAAAAACAUUUUAAAAGAGCAAAGCAUACCUUGUGAUGUACUUUUAGAUGUGAAAUAUUAAGAUAAGCAAGGAGUUCAGUUCAUGACGAGAUUCCUCCAAUGAAUGGGAAUCAGAAACUGCAGCUAAGACAACAAAAGUGACUGCCCUGGUCUAAGAUGCACCUAACACAACUGGAUGGACAUUUUAAUUGAAAAGGAGGAAACGUUUAUUCGACCCCCCCAGCCCAGUCACCUCAGUUUUAAAACUAUUGAACCUGUUUUUUUUUUUUUUUUUAAUCAUGAUAAAAUAUAUCUAUAUAUAUUGAAAUAAUGGAGUUUUAAGCAAGUUUCCUCACAAUGCAGGUUCAGCGGUGUGCUGUUAGUUUGGGGUGGGUGAAUAUUUUAAAUAAAAAAAAACAAAAA
Erpetoichthys calabaricus (reedfish) is the source of this 4411-nucleotide messenger RNA. It is a transcript of the gene erfl3, whose product is annotated as Ets2 repressor factor like 3. Gene Ontology annotation, molecular function: DNA-binding transcription factor activity, RNA polymerase II-specific; sequence-specific DNA binding. Gene Ontology annotation, cellular component: nucleus. The transcript has 4 exons. Gene Ontology annotation, biological process: cell differentiation; regulation of transcription by RNA polymerase II. The record is from RefSeq and is a predicted model, not a curated record. Lineage: Eukaryota; Metazoa; Chordata; Cladistia; Polypteriformes; Polypteridae. The coding region runs from base 371 to 2344 and encodes 657 amino acids.